UAUUAUCAUUAAAUUGAGUAAAUAAAUAAAUAGAAGUAAUUUGUAUAAAAAUGUCCGUAAAAAAUGGAUGCAGUUUCAUCAUGAACAUCAUCCUGUUUGCCAUCGUCUUCAAUGCUGUAAAAGCACUUGAACCGCCAAGAAUAACAGAACACCCGCAAGAUGUGAUGGUAAAACGCAUGGAACCCACAACGCUGAAUUGCCAGAGUGUCGGAAGUCCAACGCCAACAAUUACGUGGUUCAAAGAUGGCUUUCCCGUGAAUAUAGACAUGUCACAUCGCAUGAUGCUACCCGGCGGAGAGUUGUUCUUCUUGAAGGUGGUGCAUUCGAAACGCGAAAGUGACGCUGGCGUUUAUUGGUGCGAGGCAAGAAAUGAUUUUGGCGUUGCAAAAAGUCAUAACGCCACCCUAACAGUAUCAGUGUUGAAAGAUGACUUUCGGUUGGAGCCGCGCGACACAAGUGUUGCGUUGGGAGAAACGGCGUUGCUGGAAUGCGGACCACCCAGGGGGAUUCCCGAACCUCAAGUAUUUUGGCGCAAAAAUGGCCAUAUAAUGGACUUGACUAACACAAAACGAAUUCGCAUUGUUGACGGCGGUAAUUUAGCUAUACAGGAUGCUCGACAAUCAGACGAUGGCAGAUAUCAAUGCGUCGCUAAAAAUCCAAUUGGAACACGGGAAUCAUCCAUUGCUUAUUUAAAAAUACAUGUUAAACCCUUCAUUAUACGUGGACCGCAAAAUCAAACCGCGAUAAGUGGUACUUCAGCUGUAUUUCAAUGCCGUGUUGGCGGUGAACCGUUGCCCGAUGUUUUAUGGCGACGAUCCGCAGCAGGAGGCAACAUGCCAUUAGGCAGAGUACACAUUCUCGAGGAUCGCAGUUUGCGCAUCGAUGACAUCACAAUUGACGACAUGGGAGAAUAUAUUUGUGAAGCUGACAACGCUGCUGGUUCUGUCAUAUCAUCGGGAAUUUUGACUGUUCAAUCACCUCCUACAUUUACUGUCCGUCCUCGUACUCAAAUCGUUGACUUGGGUGCUGAGUUACUUUUUGAAUGUCAAGCUACCGGCUACCCAAAUCCAACGAUUUUUUGGUCCAUUGAGGGAAAUCGAAGUUUACUCUUUUCCGAUACGCGCGUCGGAAACAUGGAAACAACGACAACAGCAGAUGGAGGCACAAUUCUCUCAGUUUCGAAUAUCGAUCGCAGUGACAACGGCAAAGUGAUUGUUUGUAGUGCGGUGAAUAGUGUUGGAAGUAUUAGCACGAGAGCCGUUAUUAGUGUGAAUUUGCAAGAUGACCGUCCGCCUCCACUGAUCAUCGAAGGUCCCUCAAACCAAACACUUCCAAUUAAAUCUGUUACAACACUUCCGUGUCGCGCAAUGGGCGAACCCAAGCCAGUAAUUUCGUGGUAUCGUGAUGGCAUUCCAGUUGUUCCCUCAGAUAAAAUUAACAUUUCCGAAACGGGUUACUUGACAAUCGCCAAUUUGGAUAAAAAUCUCGACUCUGGGCUUUAUACUUGUGUUGCCAGUAGUAAAACUGGAAAGUCGACAUGGAGUGCAGUGUUGAGACUCGAAGCUCCGACGAAUCCAAACAUUAAAUUUUUUCGCGCUGCAGAGUCAAAUUCAUUGCCAGGAGCUCCCGGAAAGCCCAUUGUGGUUCAACAAACGGAUCAUAGUGCCACUAUUACUUGGGUUCGCAGUAACAAAGUAGGGGCAUCUUCAUUACUUGGAUACACAAUUGAAAUUUUUGCUCGAAAUGUCACCGAUGGAUGGGCCAUAGUUGCUAGUAAGGUACAAAAUACAUCGUUUACCCAAAUGGGACUCAACACAGACACAACGUACUAUUUUGUGGUGAGAGCUGAAAAUGCGCAUGGACUGUCAGCACCAAGUGUCAUCUCGGAUCCUGUUACUAUUAGACACAAUGAUUCCGUACUUGGUUUGGAUAUGAGUGAGGCUCGUGCCAGUCUUCUGUCUGGAGAAGCUGUUGAACUCACAAAUGCUACGGCUGUCGAUUCCACCACUGUCAAAAUCUACUGGGACAUAAUCAACGGAAAAUAUGUUGAAGGUUUCUACAUUUAUGCACGAAACCUCGAGUCAACUACGCAGGAUACGUCAUACAAGACAUUAACGGUGCUUAAUAGCGGCAGUGCAUCCAGUUGUACCAUCACAAAUUUAAUGAAAUACACCCAAUAUGAAUUUUUCAUAAUUCCGUUUUACAAAAGUGUGGAAGGUAAACCAUCAAAUUCACGUGUUACCAGAACAAUGGAAGACGUUCCGAGCAUGGCACCAUCUAACAUGGAAGCGCUAUUAUUAAAUUCAUCCGCCGUCUACCUGAAAUGGAAGCCACCACCAAUCGAAUCACAUCACGGUCUUUUGAAAAAUUAUCAUAUCAUCGUGCGUGGCUUAGAUACCCGAAUGAAUUAUUCGAAAAUUUUAACGAACGUUACGAUAGAAGCACAAUCACCUACAUUAUUGUUGGCCAAUUUAACGGAAGGUGUGACAUAUACCGUGAGUGUGGCUGCAGCCAAUGAUGCUGGAUUGGGACCGUUUAGCAGUCCGAGUGUUUUGAGUAUCGAUCCCGUGACCAAGAGUUUAGAUAAAACUAUAAGAUAUCCGAUCAACCACACGCGAAUGGAUGAUUUCUUGACGCAACCGUGGUUCAUUGGGCUUCUUGGACUCAUUUUAGCCAUCAUGAUGUUGUCUUUCGGUGCCAUGGUCUUCGUGAAACGCAAACAUAUGAUUAUGAAACAAGCGGCUUUGACAAGCAUGAGAGCAACGAACAGCAAUGGCGUGUUAAAGGUCAAUACACUUCCCAGUGCCGACGGUUUUUGGUUGGAUCCUUCUUCGAUUGUAUGGCGGCCAGGCAGCAAAGAAGUUAUUCCGGACUAUGCACCAGUUUGUGGACAAGAUACGCUUCCUGUGGAACAGAGAACAAGAAUUGAAUACAGCGAAUACCCCGCUGAAUAUGCCGAAGUCUCGAACACAUCUGUGUCAUUCCGCAACACAAACAGUUAUUCGCCCGCUCCAUAUGCUACAAGUAGCAUAAUCGGAAGCAAUAGACUAUUAUUAAAUAGUGAUAACCAACAACAGCAGCAACAGCAACAACAAUUGCUAUUGCAACACCAACAGCAACAAAACGAAGCAUAUCAUUUGUAUCUAAAUGCACAACAACAGCAACAGCAACAAAUUCUACAACAAAAUAACUUUUAUAAUCGUAGCAUUCAUUCCGACUCGUAUUUUAAUCCACGCGAGAAAAUCACAAUCACUGAAAAUAAAUUGGCAAAUACAUUUAAUCCAAAUGGGUCGUCCGUGCCUCAUACUCCCCUAUUGGGCACCAUGCGUCGCACAAGACUCAAGUUCGGUCGUUAUCCCAGCAAUACGUCGGACGCAGGCAGCGAUUAUAGUGAUCAUCGUGACGAACAACUUUACGUGAAGGUAGGUGAAACGACGCCACCAAUUAACUGGCAAAAUACGCGAGGCAGUGCUGGCAAUAGCAGCAACAACAGCAGCAACACUAGUCAUAACAACAACACGGCAUCGAAUAAUAAUAGCAAAUUAUUGAAAGAUCCCGACAUUAUUUACGCGCCAUCAACCACCGUCAAUCGAAAUGUGAUAAGUUAUUUGAGCAAAAAGGACUUCCGUGAUGACGUAUAG
Culicoides brevitarsis is the source of this 3641-nucleotide messenger RNA. RefSeq names its product roundabout homolog 2. The record is from RefSeq and is a predicted model, not a curated record. Bases 51 to 3641 code for a protein of 1196 amino acids. Gene Ontology annotation, biological process: cell-cell adhesion. The transcript has 12 exons. Lineage: Eukaryota; Metazoa; Arthropoda; Insecta; Diptera; Ceratopogonidae. Gene Ontology annotation, molecular function: protein binding.